UUCUUCUAUCAAUGAUUUUAUUGGUUGUACUCUUUGUUGCUUAAACCAAUCGCAUUGUAGCGUACGAAAAACAAGAAUGAUGAUUGGCUUUUUAAUUAAUUCUUAUUUUUUAAUGAAAAUAAUACUUUCUUUUAUUCUUCUUAUCUAAGAAUCUCAAAUAAUUUAUUAAGCUAAAAAUUCGCAUUCCGAUUGGGGCGAAAAAUGCAUAUGACAUUAAAUGUGAAAUUAUAAAAUUAUUCACUCAAGAAUACAAUAUUAGUUUGCAAAGAUAAUUAGAAAUAAACUUCAAAUAAAUAUUUUCUAAAUAAUUCUGUAAAUUAAAAAUUAAAACGUUUUAAAAUUUCGUACGUGGCGCACCCUUUUGAAUAAUUUCGUAUUCUUGCUUUUACGCGGUCCAUGUGGUCUGAUGUGGUCUCGAUUAUUAAAUGACAAUAUAGUGAACGUAUUUAGUUUUGUUUAAGUCAUAAGUAAUAUUAUUUUUAGUAUAAUAUAAUGGAAGAAGUUACAAAGUGCAGUUAUAUCAAUUGUCGUGAUCUUCGAGAAAAAGAACAAAUAUUUCACGAAUUACCAGUAAGCGAUAUUGGUUUAUGCGUUAAAUGGCUGGUAAACAGUGGUCAUGAAUAUUUAAUUGGACGCGACUUUGCAACUUUACGAUCGAUGAAAUUUUUUGUAUGCAGUAAUCAUUUCAAAAGUGAUUCUUAUUUAGCCAAAGGAACGCUGAAAGAAAAUGCUGUACCCCAACCAUAUUGGUAUUAUAAUACUGUUGGAAGAAUUAAUGAUAUGUCUUAUAUUGAACACGAAUCGAAGUUUGAUCAAGUUACAGCAAAAACAUAUACGCACCGUGCUCAUAACAUUUUUCAGUUUAAAGAACAAAGUGCAAAUACCACAGAAAAUAAUUUUCAUGAAGAAGGCUGGUGUAGAACUUGUGCUAUGAAAAAAAAUAAUGUAGUUAAUAUGACAUUAAAGAAAAGAAACACUGAAAUGAGUCUUCUUUCAAAACUAAAAUUAUUGAUAGAAAUUGAUGAUGAAGAUACAUUGCCAUUAAACAUGUGCUAUGAUUGUGUAAAGAAGUUGGAACAAUCCUUUCAGUUUUUUCAACAAAUUUAUAUAGCAGACAAUACAUUGCGUCAUAUUUUUCCUAAAGGUCAAUUAGAUAAUGAUUGCUAUGGUAUAACUAUAGAUAGAGUGGAUGGUUGCGUUAGCGAUAUAGAAUUUGAUCCAAUAUUACCAUCUAAUGAAGAUGAUCGAUUGUCAAUGAAUCAUGAAAGUAAUAAUAUAAUAAAGCCAAAAUUGUUAGAUACCAAAGACAAUGAAAGAUCUUUAUCUAAGAAAGUCCCAACAAAUGAAAAAUUAUUGAAAGAUACAUCUGCCAGUGAUAAGUGUGGCACUGUAUUUUCAUUACUUACAGAUACUUGCCAUAGCGAUGAAGAACUUCAUUGGACAGAUGUUUUGAAUGCAAUAGAACGCCAAAAGAUUACAUUUUUGCAAAAACAAGUACCUAUGCGUAGAACAAAAAUAUCUUGUGAAUUCUGUAUUAGCAAGUUUAGAUUAAGACGUCAGUUGAAGACACAUUUAAUUACUCAUCAUCCUAAACUCAUUAGAACUAUGUGUAUGGAUUGUAUCAUCUACUAUGAGAAUGAACUUCUUCUCUUAGAACAUCGUGCUAUUGAACAUAAUGAUGAUCAAUGGUAUAGAUGUGAUCAUUGUCAAAAAGUUUUUUCUAGAAAAAAAGGUUUGAGAUUACAUAUUACUAGAUCACACCAAAGAAAAAAAUGCUAUUCAUGUGAUUUAUGUAAACAACAAUUUGCAUCAAAACAAAAUUUAUCUUUACAUAUUGAAAGUGGUCAUCCAUGUGUGAAUAUAAAAAAAGAAACAUUACUUGAUCAAGAAAUUAAAGAUGUAUGCAUGGUUAACUUUGAUGUUGAUAAUGCUGAUCAAUCCAACAAUUCAAAGAUAUCUCUUAUAGAAGAACCAAAAAUAGCAGAUGUAUCUAUAGAUAAAGAUUUUAAUCAUACGGAUUUAUCUUCCACUUGUCCUAACAAUGAAUCACAAUCCAUACAAUUAGAAAAAACUAUCCAUUCUGUUGAAGAACUUAUUGAAAGCUAAUGUUUUACUUUAUAUGUUUCUGUAUAGUUAUAUACAUGGAAAUAUGUGUGGGAUUUCAUAACUAGAACAAAUAGAUGUAAAAUAAAGAAAUAAUUGAUAUCUUGCAAUAACUAUAAAAUGUGAUAAUUCAAGAUUAUAAAGCAAUAGAUAUUGAAAGAUAUUCUCACAUAAAUUGAAUCAUUACAAUUUUUUAAAAUAUAUACUCUCCAUCAUUGUAUUAUCAUUAAAAAAUAGUUAAUUGAUUACAUACACGUUAUAUAGCUUUUGUUUUUGACAAUAAAGAUAUUUGCAAAUAGAACUUUGAUGAAUACAUGAACUUUCAAUUUAAAUUAUUGUAAAGUCAGUCUCUUUUCUAAAGAGGUACAUGACUUCCCUUUGUCAGAAAUAUCGAUUUUUUUUUUAUAUGUAUUUUCUAAAAGUAUCUAGAGUUUUAAGAAUAUUCAGUCAAAAUAUCAGAUAAAAAUUUUAAGAAAUUGCGAAGUUAGCGAUAAUAGUAAUAUUCAUUAUAAGAUAAUGCUUUCAAAUCGAGCAACUAUUCCAUCGCCUAACUUUUCUGUACUGUUUUAUUUUAUUGCAAUUUUGCUAUGUAUGUAACAAUUUUAUAUGCAUAUGUAUAUGUAAAAUUCACAAGUGGUAGAAAAAAAUAGAGAAAAAAACAUCUAUUAAACUACAAAAAAUGGAAAUGAAAUUCUAAAAACAUUUUUCUCGAAACUAAAUUAAAAAACUUCGAAAUCGGUACCCACAAUUUCUGAGAAAUUACUAGAUCGCUUGAUUUGGCAUUUUUAAAGUAUCAUUUAUAUUAUAUUUAAAAGUUUCUCUCGAAACCUUUUUUUUUUUCUUUUUUUUUUUACAAGGACGAAAGGGCGAUUUUAUGCCAAAAAGCAAAAUGUAAAAGUUCUCAAUUUUUCAUAUUCGACUUGAAGGUACUACAUUUUAUAUCUACACUAAAAUACAACUGUUUCAUUAUUUUCCAUUGAAAACAUUUUUAACUUAAGCUUCAUAUUAUAUUCUAUUAAGUAAAGAAAGGUUUGAUCUUAUAAGUAAUAUAUGUUUCUAAAAAAACAAAAAAAAGUGUAUCUUUUUUCUUCCCAAAAAUUAUGUACAUUAAAAUUAAAAAUGUGGCCUAUUCUUAUUAAUAUCAUUUGUUCAUUUCAAACUGAUGUCUAGGAUUUUUCUAUCUUUCAAUAUAUUCUAUUAAUAUCUCUUAAAUAUACAUAACAUAUAAACAUUGGUUAGAACCGUCGAAGUGUAACAAAAUAAAAAAUAUAUGUUUUAUUGAAAAUAUUUUGUUAAAGAUAUAGGUAAGAAAACGAUAAAUAAGAAAAAG
Vespula vulgaris is the source of this 3433-nucleotide messenger RNA. RefSeq names its product zinc finger protein 62-like. The transcript has 2 exons. Gene Ontology annotation, cellular component: nucleus. The record is from RefSeq and is a predicted model, not a curated record. The coding region runs from base 493 to 2106 and encodes 537 amino acids. Gene Ontology annotation, molecular function: zinc ion binding; DNA-binding transcription factor activity, RNA polymerase II-specific; RNA polymerase II transcription regulatory region sequence-specific DNA binding. Gene Ontology annotation, biological process: regulation of transcription by RNA polymerase II. NCBI's taxonomy places the organism in Eukaryota, Metazoa, Arthropoda, Insecta, Hymenoptera, Vespidae.